UUUAAAAAAAAUAUUUGGCUUUUGAAGACAUCCGUCCUACGUCCAAGUUAAUAUUUGUCAGCUUAUUUGGAUACAGACAUCCAAACACUUCAUCUCAUAGCACAAACCAUGGAUGAUAACAGUUUUGCUGCGAUUUACAGUGAGAAUGAUCCCAUCUACUCAAACUUUACUCACCCUUUUAACUUAACGUACAGUGAUUAUGAGUCUAAUGAUGAUGAUGAUGACGUGACAAAGACAAAAACAUUUUAUGCGGCAAAGAUCGUGAUUGGGGUAGCACUUGUAGGCAUCAUCCUGAUUUGCGGUAUUGGAAAUCUUAUCUUCAUCGCAGCCCUUGCACGCUACAAGAAACUGAGAAACCUAACCAACUUGCUAAUAGCAAACUUGGCGAUUUCAGAUUUUAUUGUAGCUAUUGUUUGCUGCCCCUUUGAAAUGGACUAUUAUGUUGUGAAACAGCUGUCUUGGGAGCAUGGACACACCCUUUGCGCAUCUGUAAAUUACUUAAGGACUGUGUCCCUUUACGUGUCUACAAAUGCACUCCUCGCCAUAGCCGUAGACAGAUAUUUGGCAAUUGUUCAUCCAUUGAAACCUCGAAUGAAUUACCAAACUGCUUCAUUCUUAAUUGCUUUAGUAUGGAUCAUAUCUCUACUCAUCGCUAUACCUUCAGCUUAUUUUGCCACAGAAUCAGAUUUUGUCCUUGCAAAAAGCCAAAAAAAGAUUUUCUGUGGCCAGAUUUGGCCAGUAGAUCAACAAAUUUAUUAUAAAUCAUAUUUUCUCUUUAUUUUUGGCAUUGAAUUUGUUGGUCCAGUUUUUACCAUGACAUUAUGCUAUGCCAGGAUCUCCCGAGAACUUUGGUUUAAGGCUGUUCCUGGAUUUCAAACUGAACAAAUACGUAAACGUUUACGAUGUCGGCGAAAGACUGUCCUGGUGUUGAUGUGCAUCCUUAUCGCUUAUGUGCUCUGCUGGGCUCCAUUUUAUGGAUUCACUAUUGUUCGAGAUUUUUUCCCAGCAAUCUUUGUGAAAGAGAAGCAUUACCUUUCAGCCUUUUAUAUUGUAGAAUGUAUUGCGAUGAGCAAUAGCAUGAUCAACACAAUGUGUUUUGUGACUGUUAAAAAUAACACAGUUAAAUACUUUAAGAAGAUCAUGCUGCUUAGAUGGAGGUCAACAUAUAGUGGGAGCAAAGGUAGUGCAGAGUUAGAUUUCAGGACUACUGGAGUUCCUGUUACAGAAGAGGUUGACUGCAUUAGAUUGAAAUAAAUGUUUGGUUUUUAAAAGUUCUACUGCAUAUCAAACAAAUAUAUCAAUUGUAUAAUAAAUUGUAUAAGAAAGGAGAAUGGACUUAAUUGCAGUAUACUAUUGGUAAAGAGAACA
Molecule: messenger RNA, 1368 nt
Organism: Bombina bombina (fire-bellied toad)
Lineage: Eukaryota; Metazoa; Chordata; Amphibia; Anura; Bombinatoridae
Gene: PROKR1
Product: prokineticin receptor 1
Exons: 2
Coding region: 109-1254 (381 amino acids)
Biological process (GO): neuropeptide signaling pathway
Cellular component (GO): membrane
Molecular function (GO): neuropeptide Y receptor activity
Source: RefSeq, a predicted model, not a curated record